Messenger RNA from Impatiens glandulifera, 2759 nucleotides. RefSeq lists its product as uncharacterized. The transcript is spliced from 2 exons. The record is from RefSeq and is a predicted model, not a curated record. The coding region runs from base 122 to 2623 and encodes 833 amino acids. Lineage: Eukaryota; Viridiplantae; Streptophyta; Magnoliopsida; Ericales; Balsaminaceae. Gene Ontology annotation, molecular function: protein binding.
AAUUGCAACGACAUAAAGGAAGCAACUUUAUUAAUAUUAUUUAUUUUCUAUCUUCCUCCUCCAUAAGCAUUUUCUUCUCCCCCACACCCCAGACAGAACUCAAACUUCUUCCCCAAGAACAAUGUCGGAUGAUGAUGAUGAUCAUCAUCAUAAUAAAACAGAUGUCCAAGGAGGAGAAACCAGUACCGUCGUCAUAGAUAUGGAACAGACAAGCAGGGGCUCAACUAUUUUCGAACCCCAGACCAGCAGCAGCAUAGAUAAAAUCGAAAGCAGUAAUGCCAAUUCCAUUUCUCAAUCCUCUACAUACGACCACGCCCCUGAGAAAAAGCUCACUCUCUUUGCCCUCCGCCUCGCCGUAUUCGAGAAAGCAGCCACCGGCCUAGGAACUCUAGGCUUCAUCUGGGCAACCGUCGUUCUUCUCGGCGGCUUCGCAAUCACUCUCGACACUACAGACUUCUGGUUCAUAACCGUCAUUUUGGUCGUUGAAGGUGCUCGGAUUUUCAGCCGUAGCCAUGAGCUCGAAUGGCAACACCAAGCCACAUGGUCCAUGGCCGGAAAUAGCUUCCGGGCUAUAAAAUCCAGCUCACAUUUCAUUAUCAAAAAGGUUAAAUCAAUUUUCAAUUUCAAAUUCAAACCCAUUGUCAGCAGUAGACAAGUUUCCAGGAAACCACACCUGGUAAGCCGCAAAAACUGGAAUCAGCAAAGGAUUCCGACCAGAACCUGGGUGACAUCAGAUGUUCCUCUUUUACCAUAUGCCAAAUCAGUUUUCCAUACGAGAAACGUCAGCAAGUUUCUCAACUGGCUCCAGCUUGCAUCUGCAACAGCCUGCGCUGUAUUGUCUCUGAUGAAGCUUAUAAAACACGAUUAUGGCGAAAUUGAGAAAGGAGAUACGGACAAGAGGAAUAGAAAGGCGGCCCUCACUAUUUUCUACUCACUUGCCUUGGCAGAAGCUUCAUUGUUUCUGUUGGAGAAGAUUUACUGGGAGUAUAUGGUCAUUUACUGCAAAUUGCUGGACCAAGUUAACAAGGAAUGUGAACUCGAAUCUUUUGGAAAGAUUUCCAUCAAACGCUUCUUCUACGACGCUUACUCCAAGUGUGUCAACGGAAGCAUUUUCGACGGUUUGAAAAUGGACAUGGUUUCGUUCGCUACGGAACUCAUGGAUUCAGAUUCACCCGACGAACAGCUAAUCGGAGUCAGAAUCCUCAGGAAAUUCAUAUCCUGCGAGAGGUUUUCAGACGAUACGUUGCAGAAGAUAGGGGUUAAAAUAUCCGUCAUAGAAAGGCUGGUCGAGAUGUUGAACUGGAAAGAUUUCGAAGACGAAGAGAUAAGAUUAUCUGCAGCAGAGAUCUUGUCCAGAUUAGUCAAUAAAAAGCAGAAUUCACUCCGGGUUGCUGGAGUACCAGGGGCCAUGGAAUCAAUAUCGUCGCUUCUCCAAAUCAGCCGGAGUUCACAUGGAGGUGCAGGCGACUGUAUACCCGAAACGAAAAUGAAUCAGGACAAUGAGAAUUACGAUUUCUGGUCAUUCAAUCAUUUGGGACUUCUAAUCAUAAAGAAGCUUUCUCGUGACCAUGAGAAUUGUGGAAAGAUUGGCAACACUAGAGGUCUCUUACCUAAGAUCAUAGAUUUCACACAAGCCAGGGAGAGGCUACUUAUGGAAGAAGACGAAACAGUUACGCAACCGGAGAUUCUGACCCUCAAACGAUCGCUUCAAGUACUGAAGAUGUUAGCCAGCAUGACAGGAAAUACAGGCAAACAGCUCCGAAAAGAAAUCUCUGAGAUCGUCUUCACAAUCAGCAACAUAAGAGACAUACUGAGGUAUGGAGAGAAAAAACCUAUUCUACAACAACUAGGGAUUGAAAUCUUGACAAGCCUGGCACUCGAAGACGAUGCGACCGAAAGGAUCGGAGGAACAGGCGGAGUCCUCAGAGAAUUAUUCAACAUCUUCUUUAACCAAGAUAUGCCUGAAAGCCAUAUUCAUGUCAGAGCUGUGGCAGGACAAGCUUUAGCAAUGUUGGCACUAGAAAGCAAAAAUAACUGUCAUCGGAUUCUAAAACUGAGGGUUAUCGAAAAACUAAUCGUAGCCUUGAAGAUUCCCCUCUUGCAAAUUAACGCCGCCAGAAUCUUGAGAAACCUGUGCGCCUAUUCUGGAGGCGAACACUUUGCACAAUUGAGAGGCAUCACAUCUGCAGCACCAACAGUUCUAAGAGGUAUCAUGGAAGAAGAUAGCAAAUUGCUAGAAGUGAUGGUGGGAUUGGCAGCACAUGUUUUCAAAUACAUGACUACAAAGGAAUCAAGCGAAAUAUUCCAGAGAGAAUUAGGAAUCGAAAAGGCUGAAUUAGGGAAUGUGCUUAUUGGGAUUCUGAAGAAACACGAGUAUCCUCCAAUAAAGACUCCAAGAAUGAGGAGGUUCGUCAUAGAGUUGACAAUUACUAUGAUGAAGCACGAUGAAACCAACAUUCAGAUGUUCAAGGAACUGGAACUCUUAAAACAGUUGGAGUCUGUUACAGAAACAACGUCGGAGUUGGAAAGCUUCAAUGUUUUCUGUGGCACAGUUGGAUUGGGCCGUCACAGCAUAACAAUUCAUUCCUUGGUAGAAGAUGCAAUGAAGCUGCUUGAAGAUUGAAAUAUAGUAUCUGUUUUAUUUAACACUAAAAAGGAUAAAUCAAAUAAUUGUUGAAACAGUAGUAUCAUUUGUUGAGAGCACAAGUCAAAAACUAUGUAUUCUCAUUCUUCAGAUAUUAAGUUUUUCAUGCCUUGCA